ACUGCCUGUGACGUAGUCGAUUGGUGAUCGAGUCGACUUGCUUACUAACACCCGGGUCAAGACAGCAACAAUGACAAAGCUCAAGCAACAAGACUUCCACAUGUUUUUAGCCGCUGUUUUUGCCAUUUUACAGCUUGCUUGUGUUACGGGCUUCCCGACAGUCGAUCCGUCAAAAGCCAUCCAAAAUAUUACUAUUGCCAGUGGCCCCCCAAGCAUCUCAAACAGGAACACAUCAGAAACCCAAGACUUGAUGAAUUUGAAUAAAACCGUUACUGCUCAGCUCACUACAAUCGCUUCAACAGUGGUCAGAACGUCAGCACCCCUUAAACCAACAAGUGCAGCUAAGGUGUCUUCAGACACAUCCAAGCCUAUUGAGUUGAACACAAGUGAAACAAAGUCAACAAAUCUUUCUGAAUCCAAGUCACACGAUUUUACUGACGUUGCUAAAGUAGACCCAAGUCUCACUCCGGGUUUUGAGUCCACCACCUCUCUUUUUGAAAUUGACACCACUGUCAAUAAGGUCUAUAAAAGUAAUGGAGACCCCAAUGAAGAACAUAUGAAGGAUGAUAAAAAUGGUCAGCAGGAGGAAAAUAAAAUCUUAAACCAAGACACUCAGAAUGAUGAUAACAUUAUUAAGGAUACUACCAAAGAUAAUCUUGUGAGAUCUGAAAAAAUUGAUAUAAACAUAAAAGAUUCCACCAUCUAUGCCACUCAAGAUGAAGACUCGCAUUUCUUCUUCCAUCUGGUGAUCAUUGCUUUGCUGGUGGCCAUAGUAUACAUCACGUAUCACAAUAAAAGAAAGAUCAUGCUCCUGGCUCAAAGUCUGCGCUGGAGGGAAGGCCUUUGCACCCGCACCACAGAGUACCACCGGCUUGACCAGAACAUUGAUGAGGCAAUGCCUUCAUUAAAGAUGACCAACAAUUAUGUGUUUUAAAGCAACCAUAUUCCAUUAUCAACAUUAUAAUCUUAAAGAUAAAGACAUGAGUAUAAUAAUUGUGAAUGCAAACUGCUGAUUAUUAUUGAAUGCACAGUGUAUUAUGUAUUUAAUGUUAAUCAAGAAACCUUGUUUAUCUAGUUUGUGUUAUUCUAAGUCUCAUUUAGUUAUCUGAUUUCUUUACCUUUUUUUCCCUCUAGAUAUUUCAGGGAUAGGCAUCUGCUAGUAUGUUUCUUCAUGGCUUUUGAAAGGGCUAGAUCAUUGUUAGUUUUAUUAGUGUAAUAUAUAUAAAAUAUAAGAUUGAAUGUAAGCAGUGCCAGAGCACUUAUUUAAUUUCAAAUGAUUAAUAUAGAGCACCUCAAUAAAAUUCCAGGGUUAAAUUUUAUAAUUAAUCAAAAUGAUCACUCACAGUUUUGCUGGCUGUAAUUUUUUUACAUUCAAAUUUACAUAUAGGAAUUAAUAAUCUUGUCUUAUGAUGUACCAUUGUAAAGAAUACAAGAAAAGGAUAGUCUAUGGUUUUUUAUGCAGUCUUGGGGCGGGACCCUUUGUUAUUUUUCUUGUGACAUGAAAUAUCAGUCCUACUGCGUAGUGUGUAAAUACAGGGAAGCGUGGACAAUGAUGAUGGCAUUUAUUUGCUCUGUAUUCAGCUAUAAUUUGCCCAGCGCUUUGUGUUAAAUCUAAUGGCAGUGCUGUGCAGGACUUAAAUAUUUGCUGUAUUUUGGGUGGGUCAACAAAAACUGUUAUUAAAAAAAAAUCUUUAAUAAUAAUUUUCCUUUUGUUUAUAUGCAAUAAACUAGGUGAAAGCCAAAAACACAAGAAUUGGACAGUAAAUGAAUGGAAGAAAGUUCUGUGGACAGCUGAUUCCAAAUUUGACAUUUUUGGUUCUAACAAGAACUUUUGUAAGACUUUGAACAGGAGAGAUGUUAUCAGAUCACCCACAGUCAAACAUAAAGGGGGAAACUUAAUGGUAUGGAUUUGUUUUAUGGCUGCAACUAACGAUUAUUUUGAUAAUCUAUUAAUCGGAUAAAAAAAAGUUUUUAUUAGAUGUUUUGCAUAUUAUAACUAUAUAAAACCUUAAUUCAGAGUAUUUAUGUAUAAAACACACAUUGAGUUAAACUAUUUUUGAUGUUGACAUUUUUAAGGUUUAUAGUGGCUGCUUGUUGAGGAGAGUAUGGGGGAUUUCUCCAUUAAACAAAUUCACUCAUG
Messenger RNA from Silurus meridionalis, 2140 nucleotides. RefSeq names its product chromosome 15 C5orf15 homolog (gene c15h5orf15). The coding region runs from base 71 to 934 and encodes 287 amino acids. The transcript has 3 exons. NCBI's taxonomy places the organism in Eukaryota, Metazoa, Chordata, Actinopteri, Siluriformes, Siluridae. The record is from RefSeq and is a predicted model, not a curated record.